Molecule: messenger RNA, 339 nt
Organism: Cyclocybe aegerita
Lineage: Eukaryota; Fungi; Basidiomycota; Agaricomycetes; Agaricales; Hemipholiotaceae
Source: the annotation of a GenBank genome assembly
AUGCACCCCCCAGGGUCCCGCGUACCGUACCCAGGUCUCAGCACGCAGCGCAGCCCAGCGCAGGGCCUUCUCCUCACGCUCGGACCCCAACACGCACCGACCCAACAACCCCCACUCGAUCCCAAAUCAGGACACGAUCUCCCCACCUUUAUCAGUCCGACCCUGCACGCUGCCCAAUCCAUAUCCGGAACUGGAUUCCAAGGGGGGUGGCGAUUCAGACUCGGACUCAAGGGGAUCCAAUGGGGCGAUGAACGAUGGGGCUGCCGAUGGUAUCACCCCCAUCACAAGCCCUCGCCCUCGAUUACUGUGUGCUUCCACGACACGCACCCAACGCCAUAG